AUGUUUGAGGCCAAGCUCGCCAACUCCGGUCUUCUCAAGAAGAUUGUCGAGUCUAUCAAGGAUCUCGUCACCGAUGCUCCAUUCGACUGCUCCGAAACCGCUAUGAGCCUUCAGGCGAUGGAUUCCUCUCACGUCGCGUUGGUUUCACUCAAGUUGGAGGUCGGCCUCUUCGACACCUACCGAUGUGACCGGACCAUCAAUCUCGGACUUUCGCUCGCUAACAUGUCAAAGGCUCUCAAGUGUGCUAACAACGACGAUACCUGCAUGUUGAAGUAUGAGGAGAACGAGGGUGACUCGAUCAUAUUCACAUUCGCCGAUCCAAAACGCGACAAGACGCAAGACGUGACAGUCAAAAUGAUGGACAUCGACAGUGAGCAUUUGGGAAUUCCGGAGCAAGAUUACGCCGUUGUUUGCGAGAUGCCGGCCGGCGAGUUCCAGAAGACGUGUAAGGAUCUGUCGACAUUCUCAGACUCUCUCAACAUCACCGCCACCAAGGCCGGCAUCGUUUUCACCGGAAAAGGAGACAUCGGAUCGUCCGUCGUGACGUACUCACCAUCUUCUAACACUGACGACGAGUCGGAAGCGGUGACGUUGGAAGUGAAGGAGCCAGUCAACGUGAACUUCUCAAUCAAGUACAUGAAUCAGUUCACCAAGGCGACCGCUCUGAGCGAUAGAGUCCGUUUGUCACUUUGCAAUGAUGUCCCAGUGGUUGUUGAGUACCCGAUCGAGGAGAACGGAUUCCUUCGCUUCUACUUGGCACCAAAGAUCGAUGACGAGGAGAAUAUGGAGUGA
Messenger RNA from Caenorhabditis remanei, 792 nucleotides. RefSeq lists its product as uncharacterized. Gene Ontology annotation, cellular component: PCNA complex. Gene Ontology annotation, molecular function: DNA polymerase processivity factor activity; DNA binding. Gene Ontology annotation, biological process: leading strand elongation; regulation of DNA replication; mismatch repair. The record is from RefSeq and is a predicted model, not a curated record. The coding region runs from base 1 to 792 and encodes 263 amino acids. The transcript has 3 exons. Lineage: Eukaryota; Metazoa; Nematoda; Chromadorea; Rhabditida; Rhabditidae.